GGUGCAGCACACCCCUGAACCACAUUAGAAAUUCUCAAUCAGCGCUCGUCGUCUCUCUCAACACACCCCCCUUUCAGUCAAUCCCUCUUCUGCAAACACUGUCCACACCAACAUCACCGACGAUUUUAUGCAUGGAAAUCGAACAAGAAAACGCCUGCAACGGAGUCAAGAGAAACGAGCCCUUGACUCUUGACUGGGAACAGCUCUUACCUACGGCUUCCGCUGACGACGAUCGGCCGCCGGAACUUGUGGUGAAAUCUGAGAAGAAAUCCAAAGACGGCAGUAGUGGAGGAGAUGCGGAACAGGAUCAAAAGGAACACUUUGAACUACUCUCGAAAUCGGACCAUGAAAUUAACGAGUAUAUUGCGAGGCAUAAAACAGUCAUGCAAACAUUAAGUUCGAAGUUGCCUGAUAAGGGCGAAAAGCUCAAGGCAACUUUCCGGAGACACGUAGAGGAACUCGAACGGAGAAAGAAACUCCAAUCGGAGAAGGGUCAUAAUGGAUGUGAGGAGACAAUACAACUUUCUGAUCAUAGUGAUGACGGUGCUUCGUGUGGGAAAAAGAAAGGUGAUCAGAAAUCUUUAUCUACAUCGACGUUUGCCAAACUUUUUUGCAAUAGGUUGGAGAAAGAUAAGGAUUCUAGGACUGUCAAUGCUUUUGAAGACGAUUUAUCUUUCAUCAAUCCUUGUCAAGGGAAAAAAGUGAAACCAAAUAGUCAGCUUUUGGGAAAGAGAAGAUCCAGAAUGGGAUUAUCUUCCAGACCAGCAUCAACACAAGAAUCUUUGCGAUCUCCGAGGACUCCUUCAGUAGAUAGUGAGAAACUGAUAAUCUCCAAUGAUGACAAAAAGGAGAAUAAUUCUGCUACCUCUUCCCCUGACCACCUUGCGGGAAACAAGUCAUGUUCUUUCUCAGAGACAAACUUUUAUCAAGACCAGCCUUCAAGAAAUUUGAGGCCUAGACAUAGACGAACAUAUCAUUUAGUGGAUGAGGAGCCUCUGAUUCAGACUACUAUACAAUAUGGGGAAAAAUUGGAUGACAGCAUGAAAGAUGUUACUGUCUACUACCCAUCAAGGGAUGACCCAGGUUCAGUUGAAGUUAAUUAUGCAGACAUGGCAUGUCUUGCUCCUGAAGCAUGUCUUUCAUCCGCUAUCAUGAAUUUUUAUAUACGAUAUCUUCAGCAGCCAACAUCUUCAUCUGAGAGUGCAACAUGCAAUUCUCAUUUCUUCAACACAUAUUUCUAUAACAAGCUGGAAAAGCUGAGCUACAAGGAAGAUUCAUUUCUUAAGUUCAGAAAGUGGUGGAAAGGUGUCAGCAUAUUUGAGAAAGCGUACAUACUUCUCCCGAUACAUGAAAAUGCUCACUGGAGCCUGGUGAUAAUAUGUAUCCCUACGAAGGAAGAUGAACUAGGGCCAAUGUUGCUUCAUUUGGACUCACUCGGACUACAUGAUAGCAGAUCACUUUUUGAUAACAUUAGAAGAUUUCUGAAAGAAGAGUGGAGCUUCCUAAGAAAAUCAGAAGAGCCUUUAGAUCUCCCUAUUACAGAAGAGAUAUGGGAAAAUCUUGAUCGUAGAAUAUAUGACAGAAGGGUGACGGUUCCGCAGCAGAGGAAUGAAUAUGAUUGUGGGCUCUUUGUUCUGUUCUAUAUGGAACGUUUCAUCAAAGAAGCUCCUGACAGGCUCAGAAAGAAAGAUUUAUCGAUGUUUGGCAAGCAAUGGUUUCACCCUGAAGAAGCAUCCAAUUUAAGAGUGAGAAUUCAUAAUCUACUUGUACAAGAGUUCAAGAGUGCGAAAGAGAAGGAAAAAGCCUCAUCUCCCAAGUGUUAGGCAUCAAAUUCUUAUUCUUUGACCCUGCUAAUCGGACCGAUGAAGGUGAAAACAGUGGGGAUGCUGAUAGUUUUGAGGGCAGUUGUUGUGGGGAAGUUGGGGUGAAUCAUAGUUUAGGAAGCCAUGAUUAAGGUUGCUUCUUUUUUCUGUAGAUGUAAAUCUUGUUUCCAACAAGGCCUUCUUUAGUUGUAUAUACAUUUGUAUAGCAAGCCUGAAAAGCAGAUUAAUAAUCACUAAAGGCUGAGUAAUGGGUUAAAGUUAGUGUUGUUCCAUGUGGUGCAA
Messenger RNA from Cynara cardunculus var. scolymus (artichoke), 2105 nucleotides. Its product is annotated as ubiquitin-like-specific protease 1D. Gene Ontology annotation, biological process: proteolysis. Bases 132 to 1823 code for a protein of 563 amino acids. The record is from RefSeq and is a predicted model, not a curated record. Gene Ontology annotation, molecular function: cysteine-type peptidase activity. The transcript is spliced from 14 exons. NCBI's taxonomy places the organism in Eukaryota, Viridiplantae, Streptophyta, Magnoliopsida, Asterales, Asteraceae.